Molecule: messenger RNA, 1425 nt
Organism: Penicillium taxi
Lineage: Eukaryota; Fungi; Ascomycota; Eurotiomycetes; Eurotiales; Aspergillaceae
Product: Zn(II)2Cys6 transcription factor domain-containing protein
Exons: 3
Coding region: 1-1425 (474 amino acids)
Biological process (GO): regulation of DNA-templated transcription
Molecular function (GO): zinc ion binding; DNA-binding transcription factor activity, RNA polymerase II-specific
Source: RefSeq, a predicted model, not a curated record
AUGCCUGGAGUCCCUUCAGGCAGAGCCUGUGACGCAUGUCGUAAACAGAAAAAGAAGUGCGAUGAGAAACAACCCGCUUGCGCACGAUGCAUCCGCUUGAAACUGAAAUGCGUAGGUUCAGGCAUGAAACGCUUCAAAUUCCAAGCGGAAAAAGACUAUACAGUCCUCGUUUCAAACAAAUCUUCAAGAUCAAGCCCAAAUCAUGAUUUUGUCGUGAUGCAGCCAGAGUCUUUCUUUACUCCCCUAGGUCAAAUGGAUGUUUACCCCUCUCCAUGCUCAAGCCCUGGCAACGAACUUUCACUGUUGAGGAGUGCGUUUACCAAGACUAUAAACCGCUCUACUGACCUGCGCUAUAAUCUCUGGUGGGCCUUUGGUGGAUUCCUCGAAGAUAUCCCUAGACGUCUCGGAACAAAUGAGGCGCUGGACCAUGCCAUCGACACGCUGACGACAGCCCAUGGCAGCUUUUGUAUCGGUCGCAAGGCGAGUGUUGAGACACUGACAAAAUAUUCUCACGCUCUGCGGACACUUCGCAUCUAUCUAGACGAUCGGGUCCAUGCACAUUCUUCUAGUACGCUCUGUGCUGUCAUGGUGCUGCUAGUGUGUCAGACUUUCAUGGGCCAGUCGACUCAAUCCUGGUCAGGCCAUUCUGAAGGCGCAGCGCAGAUUCUCAAAGCUAGGAAAUCGUUUGGGCCUCGAGAUGAAUUUGAGAAGAAGUUGUUCUUGUCACUACGUGGAAGUGUCCUAUUUGAGGGUCUUUUCAACGAUAAAAUAGACCUCACACCAGAAGAAUGGCACGAUCUGGUCAGGAGUGAAUUCGACGAAACUACCCCAGAUGGCAGAAUAUUACGCUGUCUAUCUCAUGGCCCAGACCUGAUGAGACGCAUAAAACACACUCACAAAACAGGCGGCGACAAAACUAAUCUCCACGAAGAAGUGUGGUCCACCUACCAAACCUGCAAGAUGAAUCUUAGCGAAAUAAAGCUCCGAGCAUCAGAGAACGACAUCGCAGCUCUGAACACAACCCAAAUGUCCAGGACGGAAAAGCUCAUUGCUAAAUUGAUGUACGCCCAUUACCAGCGUACAUACGGCAUAGGACUUACGAUUACGCUCUUCUUUAAUGGAUUACUUAGAGUACUAGGUGUUCGGGAUGGUAUCGCGACCUUUGAUGCGAAUUAUCUGGCUGAAGAGGCGUUGGCUCUUGCGGAGAGGUCGGUUAUCUAUAGGCCUGUUGGGGCUGCGUACCUGAUUUUUUGCUUGACUUUUGCGUGGGUAGCCACUUCGGAGCCACGGCUGCGGAGGAGUAUUAUGGAUGCGUUGUAUGAUUAUAAUGACGACUUUAAGAUACGGGAUUCGGGGAAGUUAGAGAAGGAUCUUGAGUCGAGUUUUGAUCAUUUCCAUCUUGGGUUUAACCUUCAAGAUGGGUGA